GGGCAUGUAUUCAGCAAGGGCAGCAGUGAGCACUCAAUGGGUCGUAAUCCCAUGUCGCAUUUCUGGAAACGCAUCAAUGGCAUCGGAAUCACUGACUCAAUUUUUGGAUCUCAUGACAAAGCCCGUCUGUCGGUUUUAUAAAAACCGGUCGGGUAUAAAAGGGUGUGGGAAGCCGGGCCUGACUCAUUCCCACCUCACAGACUUCAGGGAGACUACACCCCAGCGGGCUUAAACAACAUCAAACAUGGGCAAGAUCAUCUUCUACGAGGACAAGAACUUCCAGGGCCGUCGGUACGAGUGCGACAGCGACUGCUCCGACUUCCACUCCUACCUGAACCGCUGCAACUCCGUCCGCGUGGAGAGCGGCGCCUGGGUGGCGUACGAGCGGCCCAACUACGCGGGCUACCAGUACGUGCUGACCCGCGGCGAGUACCCCGACUACCAGCGCUGGAUGGGCCUCAGCGAUCGCCUCUGCUCCUGCAAGAUGGUCCACUUCCCUAGCGGGACUCAGUACAAGAUCCAGCUGUACGAUAAGGGCGACUUCGCGGGCCAGGCCUUCGAAUCGACGGACGACUGCCCCUCCAUCCAGGAGCGGUUCCGCGCGCGGGAGGUCCACUCCUGCAAGGUCCUGGAAGGGGUGUGGGUCUUCUACGAGCACCCCAACUUCCGCGGCCGCCAGUACGUGCUGGAGAAGGGCGAGUUCCGCAAGCCCGCGGACUGGGGCGCGAUGUGCCCCACCGUCCAGUCCUUCCGUCGGCUCACAGAGUGAUCCAGGCCCCCACCCCCCUGC
This is a messenger RNA of Anguilla anguilla (European eel), 790 nucleotides long. It is a transcript of the gene crygs2, whose product is annotated as crystallin, gamma S2. Gene Ontology annotation, molecular function: structural constituent of eye lens. The record is from RefSeq and is a predicted model, not a curated record. Gene Ontology annotation, biological process: visual perception; lens development in camera-type eye. The coding region runs from base 245 to 769 and encodes 174 amino acids. Lineage: Eukaryota; Metazoa; Chordata; Actinopteri; Anguilliformes; Anguillidae. The transcript is spliced from 3 exons.